AUGACCAAACUCACCUUCACCCUCAUCUCACUCCUCAGGCUUUCCAUCUCCUUCAUCUCGCCCCAAGUCGGCGUCGGGGCUGCUUCAGUCGCCACCUGCGUCAACGACUGCUUCACCUCUGCUGCUUCCGAAGUGGGUUGCGCAAGCGUGGAGGACAUUGACUGUAUCAAGGCCUCCUCUACCUUCGAAACAAUCGCUGGUAAAUGUAUCUCAGAUAACGCCUGCACUACUCUCUCCGAGUCGGACGAUGAAGACUCCGCCAAGGCCUCCUACGCUGCCCUCUCGCUCUUCGACGCUUUAUCUCCCGCCGGAGAUGGGCACGCCGAUGGUGUCCCCAUCCGCCGCAGCGCUCUGUUUGGACCCGCCGGUUCAGACUCAAACCUGGAGAAGCGCCAGUGCAACAGCGGCAGCGGUUUCUGCAUCACCGGAGGACAGUCUAGGUGCAACUCGUACUGCACCAGCUGCCAUGUUAACAGCCAAGGCAACUGCGGUGUCGAUUGCAGCUCAGGCUUGUGUACCGGUACUCUCGGGCUCACUUGCGCCUGUCAGGUCCCUUGCUUCAUUUGUUAA
This is a messenger RNA of Coprinopsis cinerea okayama7#130, 570 nucleotides long. RefSeq lists its product as hypothetical. The record is from RefSeq and is a predicted model, not a curated record. NCBI's taxonomy places the organism in Eukaryota, Fungi, Basidiomycota, Agaricomycetes, Agaricales, Psathyrellaceae. Bases 1 to 570 code for a protein of 189 amino acids. The transcript has 3 exons.